This is a messenger RNA of Carica papaya (papaya), 2161 nucleotides long. Its product is annotated as S-adenosyl-L-methionine-dependent methyltransferases superfamily protein. Gene Ontology annotation, biological process: methylation. The record is from RefSeq and is a predicted model, not a curated record. Gene Ontology annotation, molecular function: nucleic acid binding; protein methyltransferase activity; S-adenosylmethionine-dependent methyltransferase activity. Gene Ontology annotation, cellular component: eRF1 methyltransferase complex. NCBI's taxonomy places the organism in Eukaryota, Viridiplantae, Streptophyta, Magnoliopsida, Brassicales, Caricaceae.
AAUGAAGUAGGAAGCCAGAAGAGCAGGUGACAAAAAGGAGGAGGUCUGAUGAGAAGCGAAGGACAAAUGGUGGGGCAUUGACUGGAGGAAGCGUCUGAAGCAGAGAAGCAGCCGCAGCUGGUGGCUGACUGGAGGAUGGCACUGAGGCAGAAUCAAAAGAUGACUCGACAGAGCAGUUGCGUCAGGGACUUGAGUUGAUUGGAGGCUAACGUCGUGGCAGAGGAGCUCGAGUUUGGGCUAUAAAGAGGGUUGUUCUGGUUUGAGAGAAGGUGGAAAAGAAAUUGAGAGUUGGAGGAGUGGGAAGCAGACAAUCGGGGUAGGGAUUUCGGAGACAAACAGAAGGAGGAAUCAGAGGAUAAAAUCUGAGAGAGGACGAACGGAAAAGUCGAAACCAGGAGAGGGAUUAAAAGGAGAGAAUCGAGGCUUAGGCAUUUCAGAGGUUAAGAGAGGGAAAAAAACAAAAGGAGGUGGGGGGAAAGGUUUGGUUGGGAAAUUUGAGGAGUCUUAGCUUCAGAGGGAGAGUAGAAGAGGAGAGUGGAAGGGGAGUUGACUGGGAAGAGAAAGAGACAGAAACUCGAAGAGCGAGAAUCGGGGCUUAGGCAUUUCAGAGGUUAAGAGAGGGAAAAAAAACAAAAAACAAAAGGAGGUGGGGGGAAGGGUUUGGUUGGGAAAUUUGAGGAGUCUUUGCUUCAUAGGAAGAGUAGAAGAGGAGAGUAGAAGGGGAGUUGAUGGGGGAAGAGAAAGAGACAGAAACUCGAAGAAAGAGAAUCGGGAGAUAGAGAGGAGAAAAGAGAGGGCUUCCGGUGGAGGCGAACCAGAGGGAAGAAGGGCAGACUAUAUUCAAACUAAACGGUUUGUGUACCAUUGCUGGAUUAGGAUCUGCAUAUGGAAACUUAUUGGUAUUACGCUCCAAGGUUUUGCUACCUUGGUACUCAGUAGGAUCAAUGACGACUUUCUCUUAUGUUGGAUGAAGGACUUUGUUAAUUUUUUGGGGAUAUCAUAAAAUAGGGUGAAUAGAAGUUAGUUAGUGGAGACAUAAACAAAGUUUUUAAUGUGUUUUUGAUACAAGAGAUUUUGGAAAGUUAUACUUGGGGAGUGCUGGAAUCAAGGCCCAGAGAAAGCAAAGGGAAGCUCCAUUUGUGGCUGUAUAUUGGAAGCAGAAGGGAUAACAAAGAAAAGAAAUAGGAGAACAAGGAGCGGCAAGCUUGAUUGAAUAAACUUAUUCUCUAGAGGAUUCUUAUAGAUCUGUCCUUCACAAUAUGGCCUCCAGGAUUGCCCAAAUCCGUCUUGUCAGUUCCCAUCCUGAGGUUUAUGAACCUUGUGAUGAUUCAUUUGCACUUGUGGAUGCACUUCUAGCUGACCGAACUAACCUCAUAGAGCACCGUCCAAGAUUGUGCAUGGAAGUGGGUUGUGGUAGUGGAUAUGUUAUCACUUCUCUGGCUCUUAUAUUGGGGCAAGAGGUUCCAGAAGCAUAUUACAUCGCCACUGAUAUUAACCCUUUUGCUGUCAAAGUAACUCAUGAGACACUGCAAGCACAUGGAGUUCAUGCGGAGUUAAUAUGCACUGACAUUGCAUCUGGUUUGGAGGAACGCCUGGCUGGCUCAGUUGAUGUUAUGGUCGUGAACCCACCAUAUGUGCCAACACCCGAAGAUGAAGUUGGUCGUGGAGGAAUUGUAUCUGCAUGGGCAGGAGGCGAAAAUGGCAGGAGCGUUAUUGAUAAGAUAUUACCCAUUGUUGACCAUCUUCUAUCAGAGAAAGGCUGGUUGUAUUUGGUUACACUAACUACAAAUAAUCCAUCGGAGAUAUGUCUCCAAAUGAGAGAAAAGGGGUACGCAGCGAGAAUUGUUGUUCAAAGAUCAACAGAGGAAGAGAACCUGCAUAUCAUCAAGUUCUGGCGGGAUUUGGAUUCUAAAAUAAAGGAAAAGGAAACGCACUCUUCAGGAUUCUUGGGUUCGCUAGUGUCGCAAUUUCCUAGUUUAUCAUUGUGGAGAAGUACCAGUGGUAACUGAAACUGAGAUCUUGUUGCAUACAAGAAGUUAUUUGCAUUAAUUUCUGUAUAUAUGUAGUUUCUUUUCAUAACUCCACAUGCUCUCUCAAGUAUUAGAUGCUACUUAUAUUGCCAGAAAAUGAGCAAAGUUUUUGCUUUUGUUUUUGUUCCCAA